AUGAUUACCAGAUAUCACAGGUCAUCAGGCGCCAAGGAGACAUCUGAUGCAGCGUCACCUCGCUACACAUCCUCUCCUCAGUAUGCGUUUGACGACGAGCCUGCUCCUGCACCACGGGACCACCAGAAGAAAAAGAAAUCCAUUCGAUCAUUGGCGAAUAAGAAAUCACAACCAAGCCCAUCUUCCGCUUUGUCUGCAAGUGGUGUUGAUGCGGGCCAGUCCGCAGCAGGAUCGACAGAUUCGUCUUCGGGUGGAGGCUUGACCGAUAUUAUGCAGUUUCUAAAUGAUCUUGAAGAACAGGAAAAUCAAGACAAGAAACAGAAAAAAUUAGAACGCAAGAUGUCCGGUGAUCGAUCCACUCUUUCGGCGGCUUCCUCUCUGGCGUAUUCGGAAGGCUUAUCAACGUUAUGCUAUUCGGAAGGUUCUGCCACCUUGAACACUUCGGAUGGUGGAGGAACAUUGGAUGGAUCUCAUCUGGCAGGGGCCAAGCUACUGGGAAGUUUAUUAGGUGAGCCGCCCUCCCCCCCGCAAUCUACGAGUGGGUCCAAGGUAUUGGACAGCCUAUUGGGUGAGCCCUUCUCUCCCAAAUCGACGAGUGGCGAAUCAAUGGAUGCUUCUACAUUGGUAGGUGGCAAGUUGUUGGACAGCAGCGUGCAAGGAGAGGAGGCCAAGGCAUCCUCGAAAGUUGUUGGAUACAAGAGCAAUCGGGAUGAGUACUAUUACAAUACCGUAGUCGCUCCCAUCCCUCUUUCCACGAAUGACAAGUCCACAAUACCGUCGCUAGACAAAAAGUACAAUAGUCAGCUCGUCUCUUCCAAUCAAAAGGGCAAUGAUACUGUCGUUCCAUUGAAUUCUGCCACCUCCUACACGAGGAGUAGGAGCCACAACAGCCAAACCUCCAACAGAAGUAGUGGUUCAGCUGCUGUCCCGUGGAAUGCGAGCACUUCUUAUGUGAGUCGACCCAACAGGACCAGUAGCUUUACGAGCAAUACAACGAGCAAUACGUCCAACAGUGCCUCUACUCCCGUCCCGUCAGAUCCAAGUCCUACGCCUCUUGCUUCUGUUGCUGCGAUUCAAGAACCGCCAAAGCUUGGCCUUGCGAGUAGCUACACAGAAGGUAGCACGGAAAGUCACAAAGCUGCUACUGAAGAGAGUAAAAGUCGCCGUAAGAAGAAGAGUUCCCGAAAAUCUGCCGCGCAAGCGGUAGACCGCGACGAGGAAUCGUAUUUUUCGCGGACUUCGGGGCAAGAUACUUCACAAGCAUCCUAUAGCCAACUGUUAUGUGGUCUAGAUCUGGCGAAUGGCAGUAAGUCGCUGCGGGAAUUUUUCGGCUUUUGA
This is a messenger RNA of Cylindrotheca closterium, 1338 nucleotides long. Lineage: Eukaryota; Bacillariophyta; Bacillariophyceae; Bacillariales; Bacillariaceae. The record is from the annotation of a GenBank genome assembly.